GAUUCUUUUGGUCCUGGCUGACAAAAACCAAUUUGAACGACUUUAAGCAGGAAGAUUAAUUUAUUUAAACAUCGAGACAAAUAAGAAGCCAAGGGAAAUGCAGAAAAUGGCACCAAUGGCGGCAGCCAGGGUUAAAGGUCACCUAGGGAGCCACUGUCUCUUACAUUAGCCCAGUGUGACAGCGUAGGAUUCAUUCUGCAGGUGAUGUCCAACAUGCAUAUUCCUUGUAGUGUUCACAUAUGGUAGAUUCGGCUGCCAUGCAGUAACCCAAUUCUCACAGAUAACUCUGAGGAAAUUUCCGGAAAAUUCAAGCAGACAAGGAACUCUAUUAGACUGUGUGGGUUGGUAGCAAGAUGACAGAAUAUGGCCAGAGAAGUCACCCAUAGGUACCCAUACUGUCUACUAAGACAGAACUGCAGAAGGCUGGAGUCUUGUCACCUUCCUGGUAACCAAUGUUAAGUGUAAACAGAAGUUGUCAACACUAAAAAGUGAGCAAACAGUAGACCACACAAGGCGUCCCUAAGAGAAAUGAGCCAACAAUACAUUACUUCCUCAAAUGUCCUGAGUAUAUUCAAAACAAACACAUUAAAAGGGAAUUAUUCACCAUUUCUAUGUCAGGAAAGUAACAAUAAUGGUUUUUAUUGCCCAUGUUAGUGUUCUUGAGGGCUUUUAAAGUACUGUAGAACUUCAAAAUAUUUUCCAGUUUCAGAGAAUUAAUUAGCUUCCCUGUGGAGUAGCUUAGAAGUGACAUUGCUGUUUUGGAGAUGGGAAAGGUAAGGGGUUCCACAGUUAUUCAUCUUCUCAAUGGGUUUGCAGCAAGCGUGUGCUCUGUGCAUGGAUCUGGCCUGCAAGUCAUGGGGACAGGAGCUGGCUGAUGGAAGGCUGGAGGUAUGUAUGGGGGCCACAGGGAGAGAGUUAAAUUAUAGAGACCCUAAAGACCAGGGUAAGAAAUUUAGUCUUUACGAUAUGGAAUCAUUAUUAAAAUCAAAGAACACAUAAUAUUGUUAACGCAAUUAACCAACUAGUUCUACAAUUCUUUAUAAAAUUAGCCCCUAUUCUCGGAAAAGAGUUGAUUCACUUGGAAAAUUAUUCAGAUGAUUGGGUGGUUCUUUAGUUCAUGUGCUGAUACUUUCUGGAUUGAAAUUUGUGCAAUCGUGUCAAGACUGAAUGAGCCUAUAUCUCUGCAUUCAUGAAUCAUUGGGUGUUCAUUAUUAAGGGAAGGUCUGAUUAUACUGGGUCCUCCCUCUCCAUGUGAACCAAGCCACCAGCUAUGAGAAAGACCUAGAGCUCCUGGAGAGCAGUGUGUAUGGAGAUGAGGUCACCACCAGGUCCCCAGCUGCCAUGGAGUGCAAAGCUAAACACAGCACAGCCUUCCUUUGCUUCUUGAGGUUGAGCUCAGCAGCAAGCAUGCUCUUGAGGGGCCUCCUUGCCCAAAUUCCAGCAUUAAGCUGCUUUGGAAUGGCUUCCUAUCACUUGAAAUACCUCUCAAAGGUUUUGUGGGGGCAUCAUCUUCAUGCCUUGAUUUUUUUUUCCAUUUCAUAAGCAACAGGGCUUCAGGCACCCCAACCCUUUGAAUUUGAGAAACUCAGCAGCCCCCUCCCUUGAGAAGUAGGCCUUUGUAGUUUUUUAGAAACGUUUCAGUUGGGAAUGUGGUACAGAAUUGGAGGGAUUUCUUCUACAUGCAAAGGCUCCUGGAACACACUGACCAAAACAAAGCACUCCAUUUCCAAAGGAAGUCAGACAGAAAGCAGCAGCAGGUCCCAUUUUCCCGGGUAUCUCUGGAACAUUUCUGGUGUGUGCAGACAGCUUUUACAAAAAGCCCAGCUCUGAAGCAGAAGGCCUUGAAGGAGAAUUUGAAGGUCAGAGAGCCUCAUGACCCUUUCAUGCUAAGUUCCUUCUCUGGUGCACUAAUUAAGUUAUAGGUAGAGCUUCCAGGAAGCGUCCUUUCUCCUGUUUCGUUUUUAAAUUGGAUGUCAGCACAAGCAGAGGGAGCAACCAAUCAGAGUCUCAUAUUAAAUCCCAUAUUUUGCUGAGCUAGACUUGAUUCCCGGUUGCUACAAAACAAAUCUAAGUUUAUAUCAGAGGUGACAAACUCCACGCCUAGUCAUUUUUCCUUUUUAUAGCAUGGGUGACACCAACAGUCAACAAGUCAUGUUGACAACUUGGUGAACCAACCAAACCAGAAAGCCACCUAAAGGUUAUCUGAGCCACAGUCAGGAUUUUUUUUUCUUUUUAAGUUUACCUCAAUGAAUGUAUUAGCGACAUUGGUAAGUGACGAGUCCUUCCCCAUGCACCAUUUCAUUUCAAACACAGCAUCAAGAUAACCACACAGCAGAGAAAAUAAAGCUUCAGACAUGAUUGGUCAACAAUACGGAAGGCCUGGCUCUAAGCCAGAUCUGCGGGAUCCAGGUUCUGAACCCCAUUAUGUCCUGUGCCAUCUUGGAACCCUUCAACUAAACCUACUCCCGGCGUCCAUGACAAUGCUCAUCUAUAGCGAUUCAAAGUGUAGUAGUUUAUCAAAUAUUCUUAUGAAACAUUUCACUAUUUGUCUCUCAUUCUCUCCCAGCCGUCCACGGCUUUGGACAGCAGUCCAGCAAGCAUCACUACAGAUGGGUUUAGUUAUAUGUUCUCAGUUAACUCCUGAGUUGAGAGGAAUAGAAUCGUAGGCACAGUACCUCAAACAAAUUGUAUACGUUCAAUAAGAAUGCCAUGUUUCCCUCUAAAUAAAUACACCAAUUUACAUGCCUACUGUCCAUACAUAUUUAUUUCUAGGUCCUUAAAGUCUUAGUUUAAAACUGUUAAAAAUAUGAUAAUUCAAAUCCAGACUAAUCAAAUCACACUGCAAAAUAUUAGAAAUGCGAGCCACUAUAUAUACUAUAUAAGGGUAUAUAGUAUAUAGCAUAAGGGCAUGCCUGCUCUGGGGUGUCAAUGGUUUACAUUUUUGCAAUGUGUCUAGACAUAGCAUACCUCUUCACAGUACAGCAGUGAAACCCUGCUCAGAAUCUUCUAAAUGUGUCUGCAAUAAAGAAGCAUCAUUGCAAACAUGGGGAAUGUCAGCAGGCUUCCAACAAGCUUGAUACAGGCCACCAAAUAUUAAAGACAUUUCUGGUGGAUCCCCGUCAGGCACGGAUUUGCUCUGGGUGCCAGCUGCAGUAAGCCUGACUCUUGCCCUGUGUGUGAGCUCAACAGAAUGGCUUUCCCGCCUGUUGGGGAUUCAGCAGAGAAGUGAGGUGGUCGCUGGGGGCAGAGGAACCAGGAACAAAGACGGAGGAAAUGGCUGUGUGCUGUCGGCAAAGGGGCCUGUGAAAAUCGCUGAGCGUCUUGCUCCUCCAGAAACUCCUAGAGGUUGUAUCUCAACAGUCCUUUAUUCCAGGGACACUGGGGUUUACUGCUCUUGAAGGAGGUGAUCUUUGACCAGAUAAGCAUCCCUUGUCGCCAGAUGCCAGCAGUGUUGAAUGUUGCACCUGGAAGGGGUCUCACAGGUGAGUGAAAGGAUAAAAAUCAUCAACGUGUCAGCCCUACAGUUGCUGGGCGAUGAAAGCCUGCGACAGCACAGAGACGGGAAUUUAGAUUGAUUUGGCCAGGGGUGGAGGAUAGGAGGAAGGAGACUUAGAAAAACCCUGCUGUUUAUUGAAGCUAGAAAAGCAAGUUGUUCGAUCUCAAACUGGUUUCUUGUGCUAAUCAUAUGGAGUCAUGACAUAAGAAUAUUACGGAAACUAGUCAAUUCUUUCUCUGUCUUGUCUCUUCUCCUUCUGUCUCUGUCUUGGUCUCUGUCUCUCUUCAACACACAGACACACCACACAGUCUGUCUUAAGGGACUAUUUCUGUUGUGCAAUGUAAGCUAUUUCUGAGAGGGACAGGGAAUCCUGGGGGAGCAGGAGAGACUGGUUACCAAGAAUUAGGGACUACUAUUGAUUGCCUAAAUGUUGGGCACCGGGAAUUCAGGGUACACUCGUCUGGAAAUCAGAGAAUGGAACAACCCUGGGUAUGGAGUACUGUCUCCUUUCUCAUCCUCCUGCACAAUCGCCUAGCACAAUACUUGGCACCCAAUAAAAAGUCAUUUGUAGAGUUAAUUUUCAAUAUUUCCUUUUUCCCUAUCGACAGCAAUGAGCCUUGGCUAAACAGUUGCCCUGUUUAGUAAUCAGAAAACAGAAGGGGGGAAAAAGGGCCCAUUAGCAACCUUUCCUGGAACUGUGCAAGGGGAUGCAAGAGCAGAGGAGGAAGCUAAGGCUCCUACCUAAGCUCUGGCUUCUUCAGCCAAAACUGAAGCCCCUCCUCUCCCUAUUCAGGACCCUCCAACUAGAAGGCAGAAAACUGUGUCAGUGAGGUGAUAGCCAGCUCUGCUGUCACGUUCACUCCUUCUAGCUCUUCUAGUCCCCAGAAGCCUCGCCCCUCCUCCUCCAUCCCCAGCCCAGGUUUGGAGGCGAGUCCCCUCUAGUGACUGAGCCGCCUGCACGUUGGCGAGUGGCUUUCUGCCUCCCUCACAUCUUUGUCUCCUCCUCCAGCGAGCCUCCUGCUCCCCGCACAGGGUCUGCAGUGGCCGCCGCCGCAGCGAAAAGCCAAGUCGUGCCCCACAAGGCAGCCCGGGGCCGCACCCUCGCUCGCUCAGUGGCGGCGCGCAAAGACGCCAGCCGCGCCACGCACAGCCUGCGUCCUGCGCCCCGGCCACAGCGCAUCCACGCCGCCGCGGCGGUCGCUCCGGAGCGGAGCCCGGCCGGCGGGCCGGGUCGGGGUGGGCAGCCCAGUUUGCAGCCUGCUGGAGGUGGCGGCCGCUGCAGCCCUGGCAGCCCGCACACCCCUAGGCAUACGCACCAAACGCCUCCUCCCUGCGCCACGAGGAUGGAGCAGCCAUCCCAACCCAGGACUGGCGCAAGGUUUCCAAGCAAGGACAGGAAUGAUGAAGGCUGUGCGCUAACUGCAGACUUUUGAGCCGCUCAGGAAGGAAAUCCGGAGUGUGGUCAGAACAGUUGCAACCCGUGGAGUCAAUGAGGAAUGGACUCGUGAUUAUGCUGAGAUUCCAGCAUGAAUCUGGUCGACCUGUGGCUAUCCCGUUCCCUCUCCAUGUGUCUCCUCCUCCAGAGCUUUGUUCUGAUGAUACUGUGUUUUCACUCCGCCAGUAUGUGUCCCAAAGGCUGCCUUUGCUCUUCCUCUGGCGGUUUAAAUGUCACCUGUAGCAACGCAAACCUCAAGGAAAUACCCAGAGAUCUCCCUCCUGAAACAGUUUUGCUGUAUCUGGACUCCAAUCAGAUCACAUCGAUCCCCAAUGAGAUUUUUAAGGACCUCCACCAACUGAGGGUUCUCAACCUGUCCAAAAACGGCAUCGAGUUUAUCGAUGAACAUGCGUUCAAGGGAGUAGCAGAAACCUUGCAGACCCUGGACCUCUCGGACAACAGGAUUCAAAGCGUGCACAAAAAUGCCUUCAAUAAUCUGAAGGCUAGGGCCAGAAUCGCCAACAACCCUUGGCACUGUGACUGCACCCUCCAGCAAGUCCUGAGGAGCAUGGCAUCCAAUCACGAGACAGCACACAACGUAAUUUGCAAGACUUCCGUGUUGGACGAGCACGCCGGGAGACCGUUCCUCAACGCUGCCAACGACGCUGACCUUUGUAACCUCCCGAAAAAGACCACUGACUAUGCCAUGCUCGUCACCAUGUUUGGCUGGUUCACCAUGGUGAUCUCGUACGUGGUGUAUUACGUGAGGCAGAAUCAGGAGGACGCCCGGAGACACCUUGAAUACUUGAAAUCCCUGCCAAGCAGGCAAAAGAAGGCGGAUGAGCCCGAUGACAUUAGCACUGUGGUAUAACGGCCACGCUGACUGGCGCUGGGAAAGUAGCUUCUGGUUGUAGUAGAAUAAGUGGUUCACUUCUCCCUUCAUUGUACACGAUUAAAAAAAAAAACUUUGUAUUUUAGUUUCUUUGGAAUCCCGCCACUGUUGAACUUUUCGCGAACUCUGCACCACCGAUAAUUUUAGUUUAGGUGAUCUUCCCCCCAUCAAUUGUGCCCUUGGUCCUGAAUAACAAGCUCUCUGAACGUUAGUCAGACCCAUCUCACUAUUUAAUAAUGAAAUUUAUUUUUUUAAUUUAAAACUGAAUAAAAGCUUAACUUUGAA
Molecule: messenger RNA, 6108 nt
Organism: Alexandromys fortis (reed vole)
Lineage: Eukaryota; Metazoa; Chordata; Mammalia; Rodentia; Cricetidae
Gene: Lrrc3b
Product: leucine rich repeat containing 3B
Exons: 2
Coding region: 5023-5802 (259 amino acids)
Cellular component (GO): plasma membrane
Molecular function (GO): protein binding
Source: RefSeq, a predicted model, not a curated record